GGCCACUAUAAAUACCAGGUAUAGGAACAGGAUCUACACACAUACACAGCAUCCAGCAACAGCAUCUCCCAUCGACUGAGCAGUGUCUGCAGCACAAGUCACAAUGUCUUAUCCAAUCAGUGCUCAGCCCCAGGGUGUUCAAGGCUAUAUGACCAGUAACAGCAGCCAAUGGAAUUCUGAUGUCUUUGACUGCUGCGAAGACAUGGGCGUCUGUCUAUGUGGAACUUUCGUACCCUGUAUUUUGGCUUGUAAAGUGUCUCAGGAUUUCGGAGAGUGCUGCUGCCUGCCAUGUUUGUUCGGCUCUAUUCUUGCCGUAAGGACAGGAAUAAGAGAACGCUACCACAUUGAGGGUUCUAUCUGUAAGGACUGGGUGUGCCUCUCAUUCUGUGGCCCAUGUGCUCUCUGCCAAAUGGCUCGGGAACUAAAGACCAGAAACUGAGAAGAUUAGGAGACUGGGAGAGGGUAUGGACAGGACAAUAAGGACUUUUGUCUGAAGGAUCUAACAACUUCUUAUCGGUUGAUAAAACAAAACUACUGGACCCAUAAAGACCCUCACUUACCUCCCGCAUGCAUCAAUGCAGCUAAUUACACAACAUCAUAUUACUUCCUUUAUGUAUAUAUAUACACACACAUGUAUCUACUGGAACUGGAUAUCAAGAGAAGUAACCGCAGAAUAAAUGGCAACGUUUAAAAGGUGGCAACUGAGAGAUAAACAAGAGUCCCUUCAUCCUUUCCAAAUAUGAGAGGCCAUUAGUAGAUGUUUAUUUUGUAAUGUUAAUUAUAUCUUAGACAAGGCUGAGGCUCACAGCUUUUAUAAAGUAGAAAACCUCUGUACCUGCCAAUAUCAGCCCAGCUUUCUGACUUUGGCUGACAUGAUGGGAGUUGUACUGGAACACAAUUCAUAGAGCCUCCCUGAAGAGGACCUGAAGUUUCCAACAUAAGCUUAGCCCAUGUCCAGAGUGACAUCAGUACACAAUAUUUUAGUGGGAUCAAAUAUUAACAUUUAUUCAUUAUCAUGGUUUGGGAAGUUUGCUUUUGAAAACAUCAGGGAUAUCAACAAGAAAGUCCUCAAGCCAAUGGCUGUACUAGUAGAUGCCGUUCAGUCUCAGGUUGAGAUACAUUAGGGACACCCUUACUUACAAUCUAUCUUAAAUAUACUGCAACGACAUUAUCAUCACAUAAUGUAUACCUGAGCAACAGUCUGUAACAUCACUCUGGUUUUACUUGUUUAUGAAUUAAAUAUUAAUAAAUAUUUUUGUAAUUAA
Molecule: messenger RNA, 1265 nt
Organism: Xenopus laevis (African clawed frog)
Lineage: Eukaryota; Metazoa; Chordata; Amphibia; Anura; Pipidae
Gene: cnfn.L
Product: cornifelin, gene 1 L homeolog
Source: RefSeq, marked provisional